AUGAUUGUCUCGGCCUCAAUGUCCCCACCUGUACGGUGGAGUGAGGCAGGUGGUCUCUGCGUGGCCUGCCCGUGGAACCGGAAUUGUGACUGCUUUGAGAGUGGGCUGUGGUGUAGCAAGUACUUGCCAGUCCCUGGGAAGUGCCCAGCCCUGUGGGGGAAGUGGACCUGGCAGGAGGCUCUGGCCAGCGCCCUCUCUGCGCAGGCCAAGGGCAGAAGGCCAAGAAGGCCGGGCCGCAGGCCCUGUCCUCAGAUGUGCCCUCCAGCUGAGCCUGCCCCUGGAAGGAGCCCAAACGGCCACCUGGGCCUGCAGGCAGAAGCAUGGGAGCGCCGGUGCGGAAACCAGCAGAAACAGCAGGAAGCUGGGGGUCUGAGUGGGAGUGGGGCUGCCAGUGCCUGCCGGGGCCAUGCGUGUUUCUGCGUGAAUCCUGGUCUUGCACAGAGGGCCCAGGCUGUGAGCAUUAGCAACGCUGGUUCACUCGAAACUGGUUUGGGGGUUCAAGGUGGGGUCCCAGUCCUCACGCUGCCCCUUGUGACCCUGAGCAAGUCCCCAGCUUCCUGGGCCUCGGCUUCCUCGCAAGUGAAGUGGAGUCCCCAUCCUGGGCGCCGAGGGCGGGGGCCGGGCAGCCCCUCCUGCAGUGCCCCGCGCGACCACACGGUGGCACUGGUGAGCUCCGCCGCUGCAGACCCCCGUCCCAAGGCACCUCUGGAGUUCGGCGCUCUCAGCCCCGCUCCCACCCGAUCUCCCCACCCCCGCACGCGGCCCCCGUGGGGGCUUCAAAGAAGCCGUGGGCACAUCUGUACAGCCCCCCGCCACCGACUCUACACCGCCACGCGGGGGACCGGUCGUGCCCGGGUCCCUGCCCUCCUGCUCUUGCCUGAGCGCCCUACCCUGCAGGCAGAGAGCCCGAGUGGGGGUGGCCGGUAUGAGGAGGAGGAUAGGUACCCCCUUGUCGUGCAUGGGCGGGACCCAGGCCCAGAACUGAGAGCCAGAGGCGAGGACCCAAGAGCUAGUGAGACGGGGCAUUUAGCGCAGGAGGAGGGGCUGGGGCAGCAGCGCGACCAUGGGGGCGGGACUCAGCUGAGUCUGGGGUCUUCUGGAAAACGGAUGGCCAGCCCCGGUGUCCUUAAAUCCAAGGCGGUGCCUCGGUUGAGGCUCCCAAUGGGCCUUCUAGAAGGUUCUUCGCGCACUGUCCGGGUCAGAACUGGGCGCCCGUGCCCGUUAGCCCCCAGCCCCAACCAGGAAGGACCCACCAGCUGCGGGGGGAAGCGCCCUGCUCGGGAUCUGCUGUGCCGCAGGUCGCAGCGCGACAGGAGCCUGGGGCGCCGGGGACGGGGGAACGCUGGGCGGCACCCCCACGAGGGGCAGGAAGGUCGUGGCCUUGUGACUCGGGCCGCGAGGCGGGCGGCAGAGCCCGGAGGGACCCGACCCAGCCGGAACGGGGGUCCGCGCAGACCUGGGAUCCCCCAGAUGGGGCCCCCCCCGCCCCUCCCCCCCGCGUCCCCCCCCGCCCCUCCCCCCGCGUCCCCCCCGCCCCUCCCCCCGCGUCCCCCCCGCCCCUCCCCCGCGCCCCUCCCGUCUCACUUCUCGGGCUCGCCCCCUUCUGUUGUUUCCGUGGGGGCGGGGCAGCCUUCACUCCCAGCCGACCCCCUCCUCUUGCCCCCCCUACGGGCGGCAGGGGCGGGGGAGGAGGGGACCCGGCACCCCUCCGCGCGGCCCCCCACCGAGCCCCCCGCCGACGCUCGGCCGGCCCGUCGCAGGCACCCGGCCACAGCUGGAACCCAUUACGCCCCCAGCGCCUCCUGGGACAGACUGGAGGAUACCAUCCUGGGCCCCAUGGCCAGCAGAGAGGACCGGGCACUGACUGUCCGGGGGGAAGGCCAGCAGGCGUCACCCACCCCCGUGCCUGUCCGCAUCCGUGAGAUCGUGGCCGGCAGCCUGGGCGAGGAGCAGCCGAAAGGUGAGGGGGGGGUGCUGGAGCCCCCUGCUGCCGCGGCCCAUACGCGGGAGGAGAAUGAGCUGCUGCAGAAAGAGCUGGCCCGGCUGGAGGACCUGCUGGCCCAGGCGGGCGCCGAGCGGGACGAGCUGAGCAGCAGAUACCACGCAGUCAGUGAGCGGCUGCAGGCCCGGCUGGAGACGACCGAGGCCCGGCUGCGGAGGUCAGAGCUGGAGCACAGCGUGGACCUGGAGGAGGCUCUGGGUCGGCUGGAGGCCGCCGAGCAGAGGAGCACUGGCCUCGCACAGGUGAACACGCUUUUGCGGGAGCAGCUGGAGCACAUGAAGAAGGCCAACGACGCACUGGCGGAGGAGCUGGCCAGGACGGCAGGCGGUGUGCUGCGUCUGAGGGGUGAACUGGGGCGUCGGGAGGAGCGGCGUCAGCCCAAGAAAGAGGGGUGUGGGGAGUCCCAGAACCUCCUGCCUCUGUGGAGACAGGCCACAGCACUCCAGGCAUACCUGGCUGAACUUCGAGCAGCCACCGAGAGGGGUCUUGCCGACAUGCGGGCAGAGGCGGCCAGGACAGCGCGACGCCUGCACACGGCUUGCCUGAACCUGGACCCCAACCUGCGGCUGUCAGCCCACAGUGCGGCCGGUGCCCAGGAGCAGCAGCUGCGUGACAAGGUUCAGGAGAUGCUGGCACUGCAGGGCUGCUGGGACGCUGAGAAGGUGGCACUGCAGGCCAGACUCUCGGAGCAGACGCAGCUGGUGGAGCGGCUCACAGAGGAGAACACCGAGAAGGAGGGCACCAUCCGUGCCCUCACAGUGGAGGUGCAAGGACUGGUGGCCAAGGCAGACUUGGGGUGCACAGAGCUGGUGCAGAGCGGCAGCACAGAAGGCUAUGAGAUGCUGGGCCAACCAAAGAGGCCCCUCCACACCACGUACCCCGGACCUGGGGGGCUGUCCCCGCCCCAGGCCCAAUCCCCAGCUGCCCUAGACCCUGCCCUGCGGGCCGUGCGGGUGGCCAUUGAGAGGCGACAGCAGAGGGAGCAGGAGCUACGCUGGAAGCUGGAGGCCUCCCAGGCAGUGGCGGCUGGGCUCCGGGAACAGCUAUCCGAGUGCAGGCAGGAGCUUCUGGCCUCGAAGGGACCCCUGUGGGAGCAGGCGUGGGAACAUGAGGCCCUCCUGGGCGAGCUGGAGGCCCAUCGCUGGGAGGCCCAGGGCUGCAGGGCAUCCGAGGAGCGCCUAGGAAGAGAGAAGGCGGCCCUGGAGGCAGUGGUGGAGGAGCUGAGAGGGCAAGUGGACAUCUCAGCUGUGGAGAGGUGCAGGCUGGAGGCCGAGAACGUGGAGCUGCAGAGAAGCCUGCUGCUGUGUGCGGAGCAGGGGAACGAGCUGGCCCAGCAGGAGCAACGGAGCCGGCGGGAGCUGGACACCAGCCAAGGGCACCUGGAGCAGCUGGAGGAGAAGGUGUCGGGGCUCAAGAAGGAGCUAGUGUUGGCCCGGGAAGCGUUGAAUGCCACACAGCUGCAGCGGGAUGUGCUGGAGGGCGAGAACGAGGGCCUGCGCAGUGCCCUAGCCCGGGCUGAGUCCAGCAACGCUGACCGAGAACUGCUGGUGACCCGGCUCAAGUCUGAGGGGGUGGAGCAAAGGGACUCCCUGGCCAAUAUGGCCACCCUGAUGGAGGGGCUGGCUCAGGACAAGGGCACCCUGAACCACCUGAUCCUCCAGCUGGAGCAGGAGCGGGACCGCCUUCGGGAGCAGCAACGGGUGCUGGAGCAGGAGCAGGCCCGCUCACUGGAGCAGCUGGCACGGGCAGAGCAGCAGCUGGCACGGGAGCAGGCGGAGCGCAGGAGCCUGCUGCAGGCCUUUGGGCACCUGGAGGAGCAGCAGGAGCAGCUGGAGGGGCAGGCGGCCCAGCUCCGGCGAGAGAGGGCCCAGCUGCAGGAGCAGGUGGGCCAGGUCACAUGCGGGAAGCAAGCCCUGGAGGAGCAGCUGGCACAGAGCCUGCAGGACCGGGAGGCCCAGAUGGACACCCUGCAGCGAGCCAUGCAGGAGAAGGAGGCUUUGUCCGAGGAGCGGGCCCAGCUGCUGGCCAAGCAGGAGGCUCUGGAGAGGCACAGCCGGCUUAUGGCCAAGGAGACAGCUGAUCUCAGGGUGGAGAGGGACUCCCUGGAGAGCAGCCUCUUUGAGGCCCGACAGCUGGUGUCGAAGUUGCAGACACAGCAGGAGCAGCUGGAAGGAGAGGCUCAGAGCGCACGCCUCAUGCGGCAGGCCCUGCAAGUGGACAUGGAGCAGCUGAAGAGUACGGGGGAGGUCCGGGAGACAAAGUUGCAGUGGGACUUGGAGCAGCUGCGGCGGCAGGUGGCACAGCAAGAGCGGGACUCACAGCUAGCCCUGGAGAGCCAGGCAGUGGCCCACCGUGAGGACCUGGCACGGCUCCAAAGGGAGAAGGAGACCAUGUGUCUGGCACUGUCAGAGGAAAAGGACAUGGCCGUGUGCCAGCUGCAACAGGAGAAGGAGCUGGUGGCAAAAGGUGCAGCCGAGAGAGAGGCUUUGAAGGAGGAAAUUCAGAACCUGAAGCAGGAGCGCGAUGAGAGCCUUCUCCAAAUGGAGCACGAAAUGCAGCAGGCCCUGUCUCUGAAAGAAGCAGAGCGGAACCUGCUGAGGGAGGAGCUCUCCACGGCCACACAGGAACUAGAGCGGGCACGGCAGGAGGCCCAGGGCCAGCAGGAGCGAGCCAAGGCCACCAUAUCCACGGUGACCGAGGAGCUGAGGGUUCUGCAGGCCCAGUUUACAGAUGCCAUCUCCACCCACCAGAAGGAGUCUGCAGCCCUGAGCACCAGCCUCCGUGAGGUGGCGGCAGAGCGGAGCAGCAUGGGAAGAGAGGCUGAACGGCUACGGGCGCAGCUGGACGUGGCUCAGGAAGGGCUGGCUGUACUGCGCCGGGAGCUGCAGGGCGUCGAGGAGAGCUGUGAGGGGCUGCGCAGGGAGGCCCUGGAGGCUCGCCGGGCGCUGGCUGACGAGGCCCGCGAGAAGGACGUGCUGCAGCUGUCUAACACUGAGCUUCGGGCCUCCAUCCGCACAGCCGAACAGGAGAAGGCCAGUUUUAAGCGGUCCAAGGAGGAGCAUGAGCAGAAGGUGCUGAUCCUGGAGGAGGCCCACGCCGCGGCCCGGAAGGAGGCGGGCGAGCUGCGGGCUGGCCUGCGGGAGGUGGAGAGGGCACGGGCGGACGCCCGCCGUGAGCUCCAGGGGCUCCGCAGACAGGUGAAGGCGCUGGAGGCUGAGUCCCAGAGGAAGGGCCAGGAGGUGGGAGAGCUGCAGGCCAGAGCUGCCCGGGACACGCAGCUGCAGGAGCAGGGCCAGCAGGAGGCGCUGGAGCUGCAGAGGAGGGCGGCUGAACUGGAGGUGGCCUACGAGGGGGCCAGGAAGGAGGUCCUGGGGCUGCAGCGGAAGCUGGCGGCAGCGGAAGCCAGUGGCGAGGCCCAGGAGAAGCAGCUCACGGCACAGCUCCGGGACAGCCGGGCAGCUGAGCAGACGCUGCAGGCCGAAGUACGCAGUGUGGCCCGGAAGCUGCGGCUGGCAGACGGCACGGCCGAAGGGCUCCGGGCACGCCUAGACAGCGCCUGCAGUCGGAUCCGCGGCCUGGAGCAGGAACUGGCCCAGGCAGAGGGUGCCCGGCGGGACGUGGAGACCCAGCUGGACCGUCUGUGUUCCACCCUGCGCCGUAGCCUGGGGCUCCAGGGGCAGAGCCCCGUGGCCUCCCCUGAGCGGUCUAGCUCCCCCACCAAAGGCUCCGAUGGCUCCCAGGCUCAAACCUGGCGGCAGAGCACCAGCCCCCCUGCAGAAUCCUGUUCGCAGUUACGAUGGCCCUCGCCUGGCGCCAGGGACGUGGAGGUCCUGGAUGUGGUCUGUGUUCGGAAUGCGCUGAGGGACUUCGUGCAGAAGCUGUGGGAUGCCCAGAGAGAGCGCGACGACGCACGCUGCCAGGCAGUAAGCCUGAGCAGCCAGCUAAGUGAGGCAGAGAGCGCCCGGGCCCGAGCCCAGAGCCGCACCGCGCAGCUGCAGGAAGCGCUGGCCGAGGCUGAGGAAGGCCAGCGACGGGCGGAGGCCGAGGUGAGCAGUGUGCAGGCGGCUCGGGCUCUGCAGGAGGAAGCUCUCAGCAGACUGGAGAUGGAGCACCUGGCAAGCACCCGGGCAGCGGACAAGGAGAGAUGCCGCCUCCAGGAGCAGCUGGACGCGCUGCACCAGGCGCUGGAUGAGAGCAGGAGGCAUAGCCAGGGCCUGGCCGCCACCGGGAGGCUGCUGGAGGGGCAGCUGGCAGGCCUGGAGCGCAGGUGCCAGGAGGCGGAGGGCACCCUGGAGCCCCUGCGGCAGACGGAGCGUGAGACGAUGAGGAGGGAGGGGACCGCAGCAAGGCUGGAGGCCAAGAAGGAGCAGCUGGACCAGUCGCUGAGUGCCCUGCACCAGGAGGUGAACGGGGCCCUGCGGCAGAACCAGCAGCUGCAGGCCCAGAUGGCAGAGCUGGAGCAGGCCCACACCCAGCGGCUCCAGGAGCUGGCAGCCCAGCACCAGCAGGACCUGGCCGCAGAGGCCGAGCAGCUUCAUGGGGCCCAGCUGCAGGCAGCACAGGCCCUGGAGUUCCGAGAGCGGACCCACCAGCAGCGGGUGAAGGUGCUGGAGCAGCAGGUGGCCAGCCUGAGGGAGCAGCUAGACCAGGAAGAGCAGCGGCGGCGACAGUCCCCCCAGGCCGGGAAACCUGGUCUUGAGGAAUCCCCCUCCCUGCCCGGCCCUCGGGACCUUUGCUUCCGGCCGGCACAGGACCAAGCGCGCUGGUUCCAGUGCCUCCGCCCGCUGGGCCUGGCCUGGCGCUCAGUUUCCGCCGUGGACGUGCUGAUCGGGCCAGGCCCAGCCGGCGGCUGCCUGGGCCCCGGCUGCAUUCCACGCCCUCGCUCUGUAAACACGGGGAAACACGUGGAAAACAUUUCCACCACCCGGAGCCAAAAACAGAAUGUCCUGCAGGGCCUGCCACCCGCUCCAGGAACCGAGGCCGUCACGCUGGCAGGUGGCUGGAAGUGA
Loxodonta africana (African savanna elephant) is the source of this 7011-nucleotide messenger RNA. RefSeq names its product ciliary rootlet coiled-coil, rootletin family member 2 (gene CROCC2). The record is from RefSeq and is a predicted model, not a curated record. Lineage: Eukaryota; Metazoa; Chordata; Mammalia; Proboscidea; Elephantidae. The transcript has 37 exons. Bases 1 to 7011 code for a protein of 2336 amino acids.